AUGGAUUUUCUAAAGCCUGCCCUUUCACAGUUACUUGCUUUAACAUGCUUCCUUUUUCUUUACUUUAGUGGUAGAAUAAGAGCUUUGGAGAGGAAUAAGCUCACAAAGAAGACUUUAGAACUGGCACAGCAGUACUUCUUGCCCCCGUAUGCUUUCCAGAUUCGAGUUGGUGCUCUGUACCUUUUGUAUGGGCUCUACAAUACACAGCUUUGCCAGCCAAAACAGACGAUCAGAAUUGCACUCAAGGAUUGGCCUGAAAUCCAGAGAUUUCAACAGGAUCUGAUAGACUCCCAGCAUUACGAUGCAGCCUACAUCUUUAGGACACUGCGACUUGCCAGAGCGUUCCAUUUCACAGCAAUGCCAAAGCUAUUAAACUACAGAACUAAGAAGAAGAUUCAGGAAAACGAAUUUAAAGAGGAAUUUAAGGACCCAAGUAACAGAGUAAACAGCCUCAUCACUAAUGACGUAUUGGAGGAACUGAUGAAUAUUCAUGACCACUAUCAGAAAAUGAAGUGUGUCAUUUCAGCUGACAAAUCCCAGCCAGACAAGGCCCUGAGCUUGAUAAAAGAUGAAUUUGUAGUUACUCUUAAAGACAUAACCUUGGAACAUCAGAAAUGGCAGCAGAACAGAAUGAAAUUAUUCCUAAAUGCUAAAGAAACUGAUGAAAUAUCAAACAAAAAGGAAGAAGGGACUUUGCUAGAAUCAGAGGGUUCUGAAAGAGCAAAUGCAUUGGCUAGAAUCAAAUACAGGUCUUACUCUGCAGUUGUCGAGGCUUCCAAAUCCAGAAGGCAUCGUCAAGUAAAAUUAGAAUCUUCUGAAUCAGGAUUGAAUUAUGGGAAAUCUCCAAACCGAAGUAAAAAAAACAGUAGGAGACCACAGCCAGCAAGGAGGAGAGAUUCUUUGGAAAUCAAAGGUGAAAUGCAAGUGGCAAAGGAAACUGUUACUCGGCAUAUUGGGAUGCCUAUAAUCACAGAGGAAGAUAACUCGGAUGAACAAGAAGUAUCUCUCCCCAAGAGAAAAAGAAGAUGCUAG
Molecule: messenger RNA, 1032 nt
Organism: Pelecanus crispus (Dalmatian pelican)
Lineage: Eukaryota; Metazoa; Chordata; Aves; Pelecaniformes; Pelecanidae
Source: RefSeq, a predicted model, not a curated record